UAAAAUCUAGCUCUCCCAAUUAGGUUGUGGCGCGUGCAGCAUACGCGAAUUUGGAGCGUGGGGAACUGGACAUGAUAUACUCAUCCACGUACAGCUUGUGGUAGAUGUGGCGUACGUGAAUUUUAGAGUUUGCAUUUUAUUCUUUGCGACAAACAUCGUCGAUCGAUUUCACCACAAAAUAUGGGAGCAUGCCUUCUCUAUCCGCAUUCCGUUCUUCAAUUUCCAUCCGUCUCUGCAUUCCGGAAACCAUAUUUUCCGAUUAGAGAAAUAUCUGAUCGAUCUUUGGUAUUGAGCGUAAGAGCUGACGAUGGAAAGAAAGGGAGGCAUAAAAAGAACCCUUAUUCGGGAAGGGCACCUAAAACAGAGGGGGCAGAUGAUACUGCUCAGUCUUUUGAGGGUAAAUCAUCUCUGUCGCCUAACAAGGAAGAAAUCCUAGCCCUCUUUAAGCGAAUACAAUCCUCUAUCUCCAAAGGGGAGACUGUAAAUCCCAAGAAGAGAACUUCCAAGACUGUUGAAGAUAAGCCCUCACCCUCGGCUGAAUCAAUUCUCGAAGUUCUUCAUCAAUCAAGAACACAACGUAAAGGGAAAUCUGUUGGCAAGAAAGGUGAUAAGUUCCUUGACACUCAAAAGGAAUCUCUGAAGGAGGAGAGUGCUGCAGAGCAUAUAUCAACAAGGCCGCCAUCAAGUUUCACCCGGAGGUCUCCGAUACCCUCUCUGUCGAGCCCUAGAGAACAAGUUCAGUCGGGAAAUGAAACAAUACCAGCGACACCCACUGAGCUGACAAAUGAAAUAUCAGAAUCAAUAGACGACGACAGUGAUCAUCAAACCAUGAAGUUGGCGGAGAUGAAACUUCCUCAGCUAAAAGAAGUUGCCAAAUCCAAAGGGAUCAAGGGUUAUUCCAAACUCAAAAAGAGUGAGCUCGUGGAGCUCCUAAUCAAGUCGCUGACCGACGCCUCUCCGUGAACAGGAGGCCAUUUCAGUUGUUCAAUGACCAUUAAUCCUUGACUUCCAUUCCCCCCUUUUUCAUUUCCAUAUUCGUUAAUUUGUUGAAGGGUGCUUUAGUUUGUUAAGAAUUCUUCAAUUCACUCCAAAAAAAUGAGUAUUUGAUAUGGCCA
This is a messenger RNA of Salvia miltiorrhiza (redroot sage), 1115 nucleotides long. Its product is annotated as SAP-like protein BP-73. Lineage: Eukaryota; Viridiplantae; Streptophyta; Magnoliopsida; Lamiales; Lamiaceae. The transcript has 3 exons. Gene Ontology annotation, biological process: DNA-templated transcription termination. The coding region runs from base 181 to 963 and encodes 260 amino acids. The record is from RefSeq and is a predicted model, not a curated record.